Messenger RNA from Microbotryum saponariae, 2468 nucleotides. NCBI's taxonomy places the organism in Eukaryota, Fungi, Basidiomycota, Microbotryomycetes, Microbotryales, Microbotryaceae. The record is from the annotation of a GenBank genome assembly.
AUGGGCAAAUCAGCACCCGCGCCCGAGUCUUCCAACUCGCUAACCAUCACAGGCAAGUCAUCGAGACGAAGCAGCCGCUGUACCUGAUUGUAGACGAGGACCGCGCCGUGGUCGUUGUGGGGGCGAACUCGUCCGAGCCAUGAGGAGGGGCGACGAUGGGGAAUCGAAGCUGAUUAUUACUACUCUCACCCGUAUUACUGACACUGAACAGACAACCGAACGGGCAAGACGAUCCAUGUUCCCAUCCAAGUCAGUGCUCCACAGCUCCCUAGUGUUCAUCCCGUUCGCCUCCGGGACCCUUCAACUCGCGAGCGCUCAACCUGAAUCUCCCCGUCCCCGUAAUCGACCCCUUUCCUUCACUGUAGCACAACGCCAUCCCCGCCACCGCGUUCAAACAACUAUCCAAGAAGGAGUUGAGCAACGGAGAACGCGAAGAGGACGAGAUCGAGAAUGGUAUCCGAGUCUAUGACCCAGGUCAGUUUCUGGAUCGACUCGGCUUCGGCGCUUGGGCUUUGGGGGGCACGACCUUUGGACCGCGGCCGGCGCGUGAUUUCACAAGCGCCCACCCGGAAUAACUACAGUCCGCGCCGGCGCGAUCUAUCCGGAAUUUACGGCGCGGCAUCAUCGAGUGCGAUAUGCUGACGGGGAGCGCUCUCUCAAAUGAACUACAGGAUUCAUGAACACGGCCGUCAUUGAAUCGACCAUCACUUUCAUCGAUGGAGAAAAGGUGCGUAUUGAACUUGGGCAUGACGACGGCACCUCCGGACCGAGCGACUGCCAAGAGGGGAUUCGGGCACUUCUUGAUUCGCGAGGGCCGCGGCUGACCGAGACCCAUCCCCCCAACUCCGAACCGUCCCGCUUGGGCUCGCAGGGCAUCUUGCGCUACCGUGGGUACCCGAUCGAGCAACUGGCCGAGAAGUCAAACUACCUGGAAUGCUCUUACUUGCUCAUGUACGUUCACAUCAGUAUCAACUUGCUCUCGCCCGUUGAAACUGACGCUCGAACCCCUUUCCUCGUUUGAAGCUACGGAGAAUUGCCGAGCAAACGUCAGUUCAAAAUCUUCGAGUCCGAGAUUCUGGGGCAUACUUACACCCACCGAGAUCUGGAUCAGAUGUAAGAACCUUUUCGCCACCGACAUCACGCGUGCAGCGUGCAGGAUCCUGACCCCCCAAUCUCCUUUCCGCAGUAUUUCCGCCUUCCGCUACGAUGCCCACCCCAUGAGCAUCCUCAUCAGUGGAAUCGCUUCCCUCGGUGCCUUUGCCCCCGAAGCGAACCCUAGUCUGGCUGGACAAAAGCUCUACACCUCGGGUACGAUGUCGUCAUUGAGGACGAUGGAUAAGCAGAUCUUCCGUUUGCUCGGCAAGGCGCCAACGUUGGCGGCGAUGGCUUACAGGAUGCGUCAGGGUGGGUGAGGACGCUGAUCCACCAAGGGCCUCUACAACUUGAACAUUGACCCUUGAACAUGUCUCCCACCUACAGGCCGACCCUUCAAUCAACCUCCCGCUGGACUGGGCUACACCGAAACGUUCUUGUACUUGCUCGACCACCUCAACGAGCGCGAGUUCCGCCCUCACCCCGUCUUGGCCAAGGCACUCGACACCUUGUUCCUCUUGCAUGCCGAUCAUGAACUUAAUGCGAGUGCGGCGACGACGUUGCAGGUCGGAAGUACGCUUGUUGAUCGUACGUCAUCGCCUUGAACGACUCGAGUCCGCACGCAAAGAAAGCUGAUGCUAAUUCGUCUGCCAACGUACAGCCUACUCCGCGGUCGCUUCCGGUUGCGCGGCUCUUUACGGCCCCUUGCACGGCGGAGCAAACGAAGCCGUCAUCCGUAUGCUCAUGGCGAUCGGUACGCCGGACAAGGUCAAGCCUUACCUCGAAAAAGUCAAGAGAAAGGAAGUCGUUCUCUCCGGCUUCGGCCACCGCAUUUACCGCACCUCGGAUCCUCGCUCGCUCAUCAUCCGCAAAACGGCCGAACAAGUCUUUGCCGUCACGGGCAAGAACAAGUUGCUGGAGACGGCGAUCGCGUUGCACGAUGCGGCGAUCAAGGACGAGUACUUCGUCAAAAGGAGGUUGUACCCCAACGUCGAUUUCUGGUCGGGAUUGAUUUAUCAGGCCAUGGGGUUCCCGAUGGACUAUUUCCCCAUCUUGUUUGCCGUACCGAGGAUUGGUGAGUGAUCGCUUCUGCUCCCAUUUUAAACCGUACCCGAUACAAUCUCAUCGAACCCCUCCCUGAUCCCUAUUUUCUCUCAAUCAUAGCCGGUUGGUUAGCCCACUGGCGCCAAAUGAUGCUCCAAGCCGGUGGCGUCAAGAUCUGGCGACCGCGUCAAGUCUACCUUGGCGAAGGCUCACGCCCUUACGUCCCCAUGUUGGAACGAAAAGAGGUCAAACCCAAACAUGCGAGUGGGGAACCGACUGAGGUCGAGCACAUUUUCUCAAAGAGGAAUUUGUUGUCGAGGGAGAAGCUUUAG